AUGUCUAAGCCAUCGGUCGGAUUUGUUGGCCUGGGUGCCAUGGGGUUUGGCAUGGCAACCCACCUUGUGAAAGAAGGGUACCCCGUGCACGGAUUCGAUGUCUUCCCUGCCUCCGUUGAAAAGUUUAAGGCAGCUGGUGGAAUUCCAGCUUCAUCAUUGCAAGAAUCUGCCAGCGAUAAGAUGUACUAUAUUUGCAUGGUCGCAUCUGCCCCGCAGGUUCAGAGUGUUCUGUUUGGUGAAGGCGGCAUUGUUGCGGCUCUUCCUCUGUCUGCGACUCUCAUCCUCUGCUCUACCGUCCCAGCCUCAUAUGCCCAGUCCGUUACGGCGGAAUUACAGUCGCGGGGUCGCGGCGAUAUCCACUUUGUUGACGCCCCAGUAUCCGGUGGUGCCAAGCGGGCCGCUGAUGGGACACUAUCUAUCAUGGCUGGUGCACCAGAUGCUGCGUUAGAAAGUGGGCGAUUUUUGCUCCAGGCCAUGUCUGACGUUACCAAAUUAUAUUUGGUUCCUGGAGGUAUUGGUGCUGGAAGCAACAUGAAAAUGGUGCACCAAGUACUUGCGGGUAUCCACAUUCUUGGUGCCAGUGAGGCGAUGGGAUUUGCCGCACAACUUGGCUUGGAUGCGACCACAACAGCAGAGGCAAUCAAGUCAUCAGCAUCGUGGUCGUGGAUGCAUGAGAACCGUCUCCAGCGUCUUUUGGAAGAAGACUGGCACCCUGGUGCCAGUGCUCUUACAAUUAUCCUGAAGGAUGUUGGAAUUAUCACAACCUCCAGUCGCCAGAACCAGUUCCCUACCCCCCUCUGCACCACCGCUGAGCAGGUCUAUCUGUCUGCUCUUCUACAAGGAUACGGACCCGUCGACGAUGCUUCUAUGGUCCGACAAUAUCACUCUGAGCCUGUUUUGAAGGUGAAAAAUACUAAGUCGGCCGAGGAGACGGCCGAGGCCCAAAAACUAGUUUUGGAUAUGAUGGAAGUGACAAAUCUUGUUGCCGCCGCGGAAGCUAUUGCAUUUGCGCGCUAUCUUCAUGUUGACCUCAAGCAGUUCCAUGAGCUGGUGACUGAAGCUGCGGGUGCCAGUCGGCAAUUCAUCACAAAGGGAUUGGAGAUGAUUGAAGAAAGAUUUGGCCAAGGUUCGGGCUCAGAGACAAUUGAUGGCGCUAUUUCCCGGCUGGACAAGGCCGUGCAGAAGGCGAGAGACUUGCAUUGCCCGUUGCAUCUCGGAAAUGCGGCAAUCAACACCUUGUUCCUGGCCAAGCGACAUGGACUAGGAGCUGAAAGCAGUUCCAGCGUCAUUAAAGUGUUCGGUCGCGAUUAA
This is a messenger RNA of Penicillium angulare, 1311 nucleotides long. RefSeq names its product NAD(P)-dependent oxidoreductase. Lineage: Eukaryota; Fungi; Ascomycota; Eurotiomycetes; Eurotiales; Aspergillaceae. The transcript is spliced from 3 exons. The record is from RefSeq and is a predicted model, not a curated record. Gene Ontology annotation, molecular function: NADP binding; NAD binding; oxidoreductase activity. Bases 1 to 1311 code for a protein of 436 amino acids.